This is a messenger RNA of Megalobrama amblycephala (Wuchang bream), 1663 nucleotides long. RefSeq names its product linkage group 23 CXorf65 homolog (gene lg23hxorf65). The transcript has 6 exons. The record is from RefSeq and is a predicted model, not a curated record. Bases 899 to 1339 code for a protein of 146 amino acids. Lineage: Eukaryota; Metazoa; Chordata; Actinopteri; Cypriniformes; Xenocyprididae.
GUGAUAUAUUUUUUUCAUGAUUCUUUGAUGAAUAGAAAGUUCAAAAGAACAUUUAUUUGAAAUAGAACCUUUGUAACAUUAUAAAUGCCUUUACUGUUAUUGUUUUGAUCAAUUUAAUGCACCCUUGUUGAACAGAAGGAUUAAUUUCUUACUGUACCCAAAUUAAAAAAAAAAAAUACAUGAAUGUCAUUGCAUUACAUCAUUUUAAAAAUAUAUCAAACCAAUGGCAUUUAAUUUAAAGAAAUAUAGCACACUUUCACAAGUGUUUCAGUUUUUGGGGGGUAUUGUUAGGUUUUUUUAUUCUAAAACAAUAUAUGUAUUGUUUCAAGUUAAGACUACAGGUAUUUCUACACUUUCUGACGGUGAACUUGACUUCAUAAAUCCACUAAGAAUCAUCUUGUGACCAGUUGCUUAAAAAUAAUGCAAAAGUUAGUUCUGAGAAAAACAAUUACAAAAUCCAUUAAAAUCACUUCAAAUUGUGUGGCACCUUUUAUUUGUUGGGUAUGCACAUAAUAUGUAAUAAAACUGCCUUUUAAGUUUGGUAACAUGUUGAACAGAUAUGUAAUAAAAACUUUUGAUUAUGCAUUUUAUGCUAUUGUUGUUUUUCUUGCUGUAGUUUAGAUGUUUUUCCUCAUCUUACUCUGAUUCCGUGUCAUUGUGACAUCACAGUCUUGAUGAUUGUGUUACUCUCUGUCUGCUGUGUCACUAAUUUGUUAGCGCAGCUACAGCCGGCAGCAUCUUAAAAACCGAACAGCAGCCAGUGAGGUGUCAAGUUCUUUUCUGUCGCAAUGUUUAUUUACAUUAAACAUGGAGGUAAGGAUCAUUAAUCAACCUUUUUAAACAUCAAAGCAAUAAUGAUCAGUUCCUGGUCAACACCAAUUGUCCAGCUAUUGUCCUCAUGCAGCACAUAAAAACCAGGUUGCGACUUGCUGAGUCAGAGCUCAUAGACCUGUGUGAUGAACGAGGAAUGCUGAAAUUCCUCUUUCAGCCCCAGAAUUCACAAGAGUCUGCUUGUGGACUGCUGAAGGCUAGAGAGUCAUUCAUUGUUUGUGUCAUUGAGCGUAUGUCUGAUGGGGCUUAUACUUCUGUCUCAGCUCUACUAUCCAGUGUUCACUCUGCUGUAUUAGAGACUCUACAGACUCAGAUUGACAAUCUUGAGAAAACUCGUCUGAAGCAGCUUCAGAUUGUGCAGGAACUUGCUGCACAAGUUCUGGCUGCAUCAGAGAAAAACAGUGCUCAAACCCUGACUAAAAUCAUUAAAAAGCGCAAGAAAGUUACACAUGUCAAUGCCCCCGAUGAAGUCCAGCGCAACACAGGGGACAAAAAGAGCAGGAACUGAGCAGACACCAUCACAUCAGUGUUCAUGCUCAUUUUUAAUGUUAAAUUCAUUAAAAUUACAGACAUGUUCAUUAGAAAUGCUGUGUUAUUUUUUUAAGUGUUUAUCUUUUCAUUAGGUGAUUCAGGAAAGUUACUACAUUGACUAAAACUCAGGUAUUAUAUGAGUAUCUUCCUUCCUUAUGCUGGAAAAUGCACAAAAAGGAAAAAUCUGUCUAUCCAUCUAUAUGUCUGUCUGUCUAUCUGUCUUUCUUCCUGUCAAUCUAUAUGUCUGUCUGUCUAUCUGUCUUUCUUCCUGUCAAUCUAUCUGUGUCUGUCUGUCUGUCAA